AGCCAAUGGGAAGUAGAGGCGUUCCCAUCUCCGCCAAUGGAGCUCUGAACAAGGCGGGCCCUUGCGAACCGCCCUAGUAACGGCCGCAUGGUAACCCGAGCGCCCGGCGUGUGGUACUCGUUGCAGUUUUUUGACUCCUGGAGUCUGCAAAAUGAAGAUUGAGGAGGUGAAGAGUACCACGAAGACGCAGCGCAUCGCCUCCCACAGCCACGUGAAGGGGCUGGGGUUGGAUGAGAGCGGUCUGGCCAAGCAGGCGGCCUCGGGACUGGUGGGCCAGGAGAAUGCGCGAGAGGCAUGUGGCGUGAUAGUAGAGUUAAUCAAAAGCAAGAAAAUGGCUGGAAGAGCUGUCUUGUUGGCAGGACCUCCUGGAACUGGCAAGACAGCUCUGGCUCUUGCUAUUGCCCAGGAGCUGGGUAGUAAGGUCCCUUUCUGCCCAAUGGUGGGGAGUGAAGUUUACUCUACAGAGAUCAAGAAGACGGAAGUGCUGAUGGAGAACUUCCGCAGGGCCAUCGGGCUGCGGAUAAAGGAGACCAAGGAAGUUUAUGAAGGUGAAGUCACAGAGCUAACUCCAUGUGAGACAGAGAACCCCAUGGGGGGAUAUGGCAAAACUAUUAGCCAUGUAAUCAUAGGACUCAAAACCGCCAAAGGCACCAAGCAGUUGAAACUGGACCCCAGCAUUUUUGAAAGUUUGCAGAAAGAGCGAGUCGAGGCUGGCGAUGUGAUUUACAUUGAAGCCAACAGUGGGGCCGUGAAGAGGCAGGGCAGGUGUGAUACCUAUGCCACAGAAUUCGACCUUGAAGCCGAAGAGUAUGUCCCCUUGCCAAAGGGGGAUGUGCACAAGAAGAAAGAAAUUAUCCAGGAUGUGACCUUGCAUGACUUGGAUGUGGCCAAUGCGAGGCCCCAGGGAGGACAAGACAUCCUGUCCAUGAUGGGCCAGCUGAUGAAGCCAAAGAAGACAGAAAUCACAGACAAACUUCGAGGAGAGAUUAACAAGGUUGUGAACAAGUACAUUGACCAGGGCGUUGCCGAGCUGGUUCCAGGUGUGCUGUUUGUUGAUGAGGUCCACAUGCUGGACAUUGAGUGCUUCACCUACCUGCACCGGGCCCUGGAAUCUUCCAUUGCCCCCAUUGUCAUCUUUGCAUCCAACCGAGGCAACUGCGUCAUCAGAGGCACUGAGGAUGUCAUCUCUCCUCACGGCAUCCCUCUCGAUCUUCUGGACCGGGUGAUGAUCAUCCGGACCAUGCUGUACACACCGCAGGAGAUGAAGCAGAUCAUUAAAAUCCGCUCCCAGACAGAGGGAAUCAACAUCAGCGAGGAGGCGCUGAACCACCUAGGGGAGAUUGGCACUAAGACCACUCUGAGGUACUCGGUGCAGCUGCUGACCCCAGCCAACUUGCUUGCUAAGAUCAAUGGGAAGGACAGCAUUGAGAAAGAACAUGUUGAGGAGAUCAGCGAGCUUUUCUAUGAUGCCAAGUCCUCGGCCAAAAUCCUGGCUGAUCAGCAGGAUAAGUACAUGAAGUGAGCUGGCUCUCGUCUUCUGCAAGGAGAGACUCCAGUGUGCCUGGCCUGGUCCAGCCUCCGUUCAGGAGCUUUCCCUGGGCGGGGGCUUCUUUACGGUUGGCAGCAUUGCCAUUUCAGUGUGAAAGUAUUUCAUUUUAAAUUAUCAGAACUUCUUCUGUGGCUGCUUGGAAGGAAUCCUUCCUUAUCUGGUGUAUUUUCUAAUAAAUCGUUAUAGGUUGUUUUAACAACAUCUCUUUUUAAAAACCUUUUUGUUGAAAUGUUUUACUUUAGAACCAUUUACAUUUACAGAAUUAUUGUGAAGAUAGUACAGGAGUAUACCAGGCAUCCCGUAUUUUGGACAUCUUACAUUAGUAUGGUCCAUUUGUCACAAUUAGUGAACCAAUAUCAAUAGGUUAUUUACACUUUACUCAGAUUUCCUCAGUUUUUCCCACUGCGUCCUUUCUCUGUCCAGGAUCCCAUCGAGGAUACCACAUGACAGUUAGUUGUAUUGUUCUCCUAACAGUUCACCAGCCUGUGGAGAAUGUC
Molecule: messenger RNA, 2046 nt
Organism: Trichechus manatus latirostris (Florida manatee)
Lineage: Eukaryota; Metazoa; Chordata; Mammalia; Sirenia; Trichechidae
Gene: RUVBL1
Product: RuvB like AAA ATPase 1
Exons: 11
Coding region: 152-1522 (456 amino acids)
Biological process (GO): chromatin remodeling; box C/D snoRNP assembly; regulation of transcription by RNA polymerase II
Cellular component (GO): Ino80 complex; Swr1 complex; R2TP complex
Molecular function (GO): ATP binding; ATP hydrolysis activity; DNA helicase activity
Source: RefSeq, a predicted model, not a curated record